AUGGAUUACGGGAGCUCUGUGUACAAUAACGCAAGCAAAAGUAACCGCAAUAUUCUUGCUGUCGUCAACAACCAAUCCUUGAGAAAAGUCACGGGAACUACUAGAAGCACACCUAGGAACGUACUGGUCGCUCUUAGUGGUCAAGAGCCGGUAGAUCUUAGGAACACAUAUAUCGCUUCGAGAGAAAUCUGUAGGCAUAUGUCAAGAAAUAAUCUGAUCGCGCGUCAAUUAAGAACAAUCGAAUUACCAGACGAUGUGAACAAAUGGAAUCAGUUCACCUACAUGGAAAGAACUUAUUGGAUGAACAGAGAACUAUUCGAUAGCAUUCAAUCCAUCGAGCGUUCUAGCAACCUGUUAAAAGUCGAAGUAUUUCCUUUUUUAGAAGGGCUAACGGUAUCGAAACAAAACUCAAAUCCAAUGAGGCUGAAGCAACUGGCACUCUUCGUUAUGAACGGCAGAUAUCGAGGUCGUUGCCGUGUUUUUACAGAUGCCUCUAAGGAUGGGUCGGUUUGUGGUAUAGGAGUUUUUGUAGAACAAACAAGAACGAGAUUAUCACAAAAGCUUGCUAAAGAAACCAGCAUCACCUCUGCGGAACUAUUAGCUAUCCACAAAGCCACAGAAAUGAUCGACCAGCAGUGUCUCGAGGGAGCCGUGAUCUACACGGACUCGCAAGCGUCGUGCCUGAUGUUACUUAACGCACAGGAAUCCAAGGAAGCCGAAAGUAUUUUGCUGAAAAUUCUACAAAACUGUUCACGACAUCGGAUCACCAUCCAAUGGAUACCAAGCCAUGUCUCUAUUGGUGGCAACGAAGUGGCAGAUGCACUGGCAAAACACAGUCUCCAGUCAGGACAGGUGAUCGAAAACGGGUACAUGCUUACGGAUGGUUUCAACGCUCUGAAGAAAAUACUGGCUGAAAGCACAACAGAUUGGUACACACGUUACUCUACUGAAAAAGGAAAAAUUUUCCAUACGAUACAACCGGAAUUUUCCACCGCACCAUGGUUUGUGGGAAAGAACCUAAACGGAAAAGAUGUAAGGCUACUAAAUCGCUUGAUGGCCGGCCACGACUUUUCCAAGCACUGGCUGGCGAAAAUGAAAAUAAACGACGAUGCUGACUGCGAACUUUGCAAAGUACCUGAAACUUCAAAUCACAUCAUUUUCUGCUGCCCACGUUUCGCCACGACAAGGAGGAAGUACGAUUUCUAUACCAAGUACACGAAUCUGCAGGAGCUAUUCAAAUCUAAAGAAAUAUCCCAUUACGAAGAAGUAGCUAAAUUCACCAAAGAAAUCAAAAUUGAUUUGUAA
This is a messenger RNA of Uranotaenia lowii, 1305 nucleotides long. RefSeq lists its product as uncharacterized. The record is from RefSeq and is a predicted model, not a curated record. Gene Ontology annotation, molecular function: nucleic acid binding; RNA-DNA hybrid ribonuclease activity. NCBI's taxonomy places the organism in Eukaryota, Metazoa, Arthropoda, Insecta, Diptera, Culicidae. The coding region runs from base 1 to 1305 and encodes 434 amino acids. The transcript has a single exon. Gene Ontology annotation, biological process: DNA replication, removal of RNA primer.